AUGUCCACUUCUCCUUCUGACAUACCGACUCUUUUCGACUUGUACUCUUCGGGAGCAAUCAAGGAGGAAGGAAGUGGAGCGAGAUAUGGUGUAGACGAAGCUAUAAUUAAGAGGGUGAGCAUUUGGAGAGGUGAUAUUACUAAACUCGAGGCAGAUAUGAUAGUGAACGCGGCGAAUUCAUCCCUUCUCGGUGGAGGAGGAGUUGACGGAGCUAUUCAUCGAGCUGCAGGAGGAGAAUUAUUGGACGAAUGUGAAGGUUUGGGUGGUGCCAAGACUGGUGAAACGAAAAUCACCAAGGGGUACAAGCUACCUUCGAAAUGGGUAGCGCAUACCGUUGGACCAAUUUACUCUUCAUCACGAAAGGAAAAGUGUGCCGAACAGCUAAAAUCAUGUUAUUCUACUUCAUUGGAAUUAUGUAAAUCUCACGGGGGUGGUUCUAUUGGAUUUUCAAGUAUCUCAACUGGAGUUUAUGGAUAUCCAAUCAAAGACGCUACUAGAAUAGCACUCGAUACCACUCGAAGAUUCUUAGAGAACGAUGACACAGUCACUCGAGUAAUAUACGUUGUUUUUUCAGCUAAAGAUGAAGAAGUGUACAAAUCCCUUGCACCUGAAUAUUUCCCUCCUUCAGCUGGGAAUUAA
Molecule: messenger RNA, 639 nt
Organism: Kwoniella shivajii
Lineage: Eukaryota; Fungi; Basidiomycota; Tremellomycetes; Tremellales; Cryptococcaceae
Exons: 6
Coding region: 1-639 (212 amino acids)
Source: RefSeq, a predicted model, not a curated record